This is a messenger RNA of Auanema sp. JU1783, 750 nucleotides long. The record is from the annotation of a GenBank genome assembly. Lineage: Eukaryota; Metazoa; Nematoda; Chromadorea; Rhabditida; Rhabditidae.
AUGAAGUCUGCCAUUCUCUUCACAAUCUUUUUCUAUACGAUAAGACAAGUAGAUGGUGGUUGUAUCAUACUGUCUUGCCCCAUUACCUCUCCAUCUGAAACGUUAAUUGUUCCAUGUGACCAAUGUUCAAGCUGCUCAAAAAAGUCGAUGAGCUAUUGUCAAGCUCAAAGUAAUCGCACUUGUUCUUGUAUGCCAUCGGUUAAUCCGAAAUGCUCGAAGAAAAGCCAAAGAGGCUUGGAGGUAGUUACUGUUUGCAAAAUAAUGGAUGAGCAUAAACUCCCUUCUCCAAUAGUUCGGACUCGAGGCAAAUCGGCCAUAUCCGUUGUGAUUCCUCGGUUUUUCUCUGAACCCGAAUUCAGUGGAGUAAAACUAUCCAACCUUUUUUUGGUGACAAGAUUCAGAACGAAGGAUCACGAGUCCUGUAAAGAUUUUUACUCGCUGAAAGCUGUGAAAAUUGGAAACAACGACUGCAUCAUGAGAAUCCGCAUGCAGAUGCCCGGAAUAGAUCACAAAACGGAUAAUCAUUAUUAUUAUGACGAUGGAUCAGAACUAGAAACUGAGAUAGCGACCGAUCUAUACCAAGAUUCUGAUAUCGCACAGUUUUACUUGGAAGUAAAUAUUGGCAAAGAGAGCCCUGUUGUGGGUGGACUAGUGGUUGUACCAUAUCUACUUAGAUCCGCUCCAGUCAAUCAGAAACUACAAAAAAAUAAUGUGAACACUCUAAUUCAAGCUAACACUACCUACAUUUGA